Messenger RNA from Zychaea mexicana, 1620 nucleotides. Its product is annotated as cation transport protein-domain-containing protein. Lineage: Eukaryota; Fungi; Mucoromycota; Mucoromycetes; Mucorales; Lichtheimiaceae. The transcript has 4 exons. The record is from RefSeq and is a predicted model, not a curated record. Bases 1 to 1620 code for a protein of 539 amino acids. Gene Ontology annotation, cellular component: plasma membrane. Gene Ontology annotation, molecular function: high-affinity potassium ion transmembrane transporter activity. Gene Ontology annotation, biological process: potassium ion import across plasma membrane; intracellular potassium ion homeostasis.
AUGCACCCCUUUGAACAGCACCAUCAGACAACGACUUCCGAUCCGAACGAUCUCCGUCGUGUAACGUCAGCCACAACCACUGUCGGUGGAAGUAGCAGUAGCCAUGCAGGUGGUCGUACAGAAGAUACAUCUCAGCAGGGAAUUGCAUUUGCGGGCAAUGUCGAACAACAACGAGAAGUUGCCCGUAAAAGGCUCGAGCAAGACCGUCGCUUUGAAGAACUGAUGGCCAAGAUUUCGCGCGAGCAUGAUAUUCCGCUUACAGAUACGUUACUGGAUUCCGACGACGAAGACGACGAGGAGUUGUUCCAAGAAAUCAUGCGACAGCCAAUCGACAAGAGCCAGUUGACCCGCCAGCAACGAUAUCGUAUUGGAGGCAUCGAGUACCGUGCCUUGGACAUGCUGUCGUACAUUGUGCCCCUCUAUUAUGUCGGCUCCAUUGUCGUUGCGUCCUUUGCCUAUCGCAUCCAUGUGGCUGUCAAUGGUUAUACCCAGGGCGUGCUGGAAACGUCCAACCCCAAUGGGCCAACGAAUGCUUGGAUAUUUUCCUUCUUCAUGGGCAUGUCAGGCAUGAACAACCUGGGCAUGAGUCCCUUGGAUGCCAGCAUGGUGCCGUUUCAGAACACCCCAUUUCCUUUGAUUUGCACCAUGAUUCAAAUACUGGCGGGUAAUACGGCCUACGCAAUUCUUUUACGCUUCAUUAUUUGGGUCUUGUGGAAGACCACGCCUCAGCGAUACGCCAUGCGUCGCGAGACAUUCCGUUUUCUGCUGGAUCACCCCCGUCGUUGCUAUACCACGUUGUUCCCCUCAACUCAGACCUGGUGGCUGCUGAUCAUCUUGGUCGUCAUCACAGUGGUCGAGCUCGUAUGCUUCUUGGCGCUGAAUUACUGGCUGCCUGUCCUUGAAGGGUUGCCAUGGGGUUCCCGGUUCCUAGACGGUCUUUUCCAAUCGAUUGCUACGCGAAAUGGUAAGCUCUUUAGUUUAUUUUUUGUUUAUCCAGUUGCUAUUUCAAUGCGCAACAGUAACGUGUAUCAGGAACGAGCACUCGGAAUCUUUCGAGGAGACGACGAUGAGGAGGGGCCUGUCAAGUUCAGCGAGAGUGACCUCCGAGGUCCAGCCCCUUUUAUCAAACUUCGACGGCACCCAACCAUCAACAGCGUCAUGACCACUUCUCGUAAAGUUUUGCGCGGUCCAGACUUUUAUGUCGUGAAUCUGAUUCAGCGCCAGUUGACCAGCGAUAUCUGCUGGGUCAUUUCCGGAAUCUUUGCUAUUGCUGUGAUUGAGUCCCAAAGCAUCAUGUCGCCCUCGCCUACCACGAUGAUGACGGUUAUUUACGAGUGUGUAUCGGCAUUCGGUAAUGUCGGCGCAUCGACUGGAUACCCCAACACCGCUACAUCGCAAGGUGCCCAAUACCAUACUCUCGGCAAGCUUGUGCUGAUUCUCUUAAUGUAUCGUGGACGUCAUCGAGGUCUUCCGUUGGCCAUUGAUCGUGCUGUAUUGCUGCCAUCCGAACAGCUUGAGCAGCGUGAGGUUGAAGACAAUAUCUUGAAACGUAGAAACACAUCCAUGACGACUCAAAGUGCUUCCAAUGUCUUGUUUUACACUCGUUCUAGUACUCUCUAA